AUGGUGCAACCGCAAAUUCUUCACCCCAAUACACAAAUAAGCAAUAUCACGCGACAAUUUCGCGAUGCGGCAUCUCGGCUGCAACCUGGCAAGCUGGUCAAAGAUGAAGACUUCACGCUAUUUGAAGCUGUCGGCGCCUUGGAGAUUGGAGAUCCCAAAAUGGACAGCGGGUCGCUUGUGUUUGAUCCUGACCUCGAUGAAGAGCUUGGUUUGUCAACGGUUGCAACUGCCGAAGAAACAGUAUGGUUGAUGGAUGAACUGAUACGUCGCGAGGUAGCAUGGCACAUGGGAUAUCCUCUAUCUCAAACACUUUUUACAUCGGUCCACAUCGAACGACUAUUGUGGCCGGUCCCAAGGCAGCUCACCGAUGCUCGCUUUGAUCGAGGCGAUCCCGUUGCGACCCGGCCUCCCUCCCUCAUCCUAGAUGUUUUCCAACCCUAUUGCAUUGGUCUGAUCAAGUGCUGUGACCUCGUUCUAUCGAUGAUUACGAGUGAGCAUUAUUAUGAGGAGGAAGAUUUCGCAACCCAAAUCUACAACAGGCCAUUAUUGCACGAUUUUCCUGUGGAUGAAGUGUUAGUAAUGCUCCAAAAUGCACGUAUUUGGCUGCAUGACAGCAGCUUGCCGGCAGGCCUGAAGGACGCCUUGAAAGCCCGGCUAGACCUACGGCAAUCUCUUCUUGGACUGUUCCAGUCCUGCGCACUUGGGGAUCGGAGCACCAUCGAACAUCUCGACCGUAGCAUUGCCUAUAUCAAGAUGGUCGAAUCCUCGGCAAUCCUAGGUCGCGCAACCGCAAACGAAGCAUUUACAUUGAAAAUUCAACGAAAGCUCGCCAGCAGUGUACCACCGCGGCCAAUGGUCGCAAUUGAACGACCUAAAGCGUUCGAUUUCCUACGACAGCUGAUCACCGAAUCGACGAUUGCUUUUCAAGUCUUUGACAUUACUGCCAGCGGAGAUUUGCUAGUUGCGUACCAGACGUUCAUGGCGCAGUCACCCCAGCCUGCUAUCUAUGUUCGGGCUCUUCUCCAGUCUUUCCUGACCUGUCAUGACGCCGUACUAGGCAAGUUCGCUGUCAAGGAUUUCAUAGCACAAGACAUCCAAUCUUUGGUCAGACCAAUCGUACCACUACUCGAUCAUGGUGUUGGAUUGGAUGACACAGCGACCGAUGCAAAAUUCCACUUCUGCUCCCGACUGGAUUCCUUCAUGAACCGAUGCGGCCAUUCCUUCCUCAAUUUAUUCCGGACGUUUUGCCUCAAUCGAUGUCGGGUAAGACGCACGCUAUGUCAUGCAGCACUCGAGUGGGAUCAAAUUCAGGCCGAGGCAGAGGAGAUGGAUACCCUUGCCCAGUCUUUGUUUCGAGAAGAGCCAAUGCCGUACCCGCCUGGGGAAGAACUGACUCUCUCAUAUUCUCUCAGCAGUUGGGUAUACCACCAUAAGCUCAUGCAGCUUCGGAUCGUUGUGCAGACCGGCUUCGAACUCUCCAUCUACGCUCCACACGAAUUCACGGAAAUCUAUUGGUACCUCUCGUUUCUCUCGAGCACCCAUCUUUCACAUCUAGAGCGCAUCAGCUUCUUUGUCUCUUCGAAACAGCUUUCAGCACAAACCUCGCCCAAUGCAGUGCGAGAGACCUUGCGCAACCUCUACAGGCACUUCACCUGGCUGAAGGCCACCGAGGCCAUGUCGAAAGCCUUGCAUCGUGUACUCGUUGUCAUUCAACGACAUGGACAGUUGACAAACCCAAACCCCGCCUACGCAUCGGAGCUCCUAAGAUACGAACUCAGGAUGCGACCGUUCAUGCAUUUGUCCGUUCCAGAACCUAUAGAUGUCGAUGUGGCCAAAGAUUUGGCAUCACUACGGAAUUUGUCUGACCCAGUGAUACUCCAGCAGGCGUCACAACUGAUUCAGGUGGCAAGAAAGGCAUGGGAUGAAGUUAUGAGGGAGAAAUGGCACCUGCAGCCUCUUUCCAGGACUGAAGAGGUCAAAUCCUCGCCCAACACAAGUCUCGGCGCAACACGGUAUGGCGUCGUGGAAAGAGAAUGGACGAAAGAUGUCCAAAAUGCCAUGAGAGCUUGCAUCGGUGCGGGCAUUGCAAUCAGCACAUUGAGCAAAGCUUUCCAUGAGGGCCGAAUCGCUGCUGUGAAGGUUGAGGUUCCACCGGUUGGCCAUCGGGAUCGGUGGCACUCGUCAUGGCCAGUCCCGAGGAUCUCUGGAUGA
Capronia epimyces CBS 606.96 is the source of this 2211-nucleotide messenger RNA. RefSeq lists its product as uncharacterized. Bases 1 to 2211 code for a protein of 736 amino acids. Gene Ontology annotation, cellular component: NatC complex. Lineage: Eukaryota; Fungi; Ascomycota; Eurotiomycetes; Chaetothyriales; Herpotrichiellaceae. The record is from RefSeq and is a predicted model, not a curated record. Gene Ontology annotation, biological process: N-terminal peptidyl-methionine acetylation. The transcript has 5 exons.